Magnusiomyces paraingens is the source of this 1080-nucleotide messenger RNA. RefSeq lists its product as uncharacterized. The record is from RefSeq and is a predicted model, not a curated record. Lineage: Eukaryota; Fungi; Ascomycota; Dipodascomycetes; Dipodascales; Dipodascaceae. The transcript has a single exon. The coding region runs from base 1 to 1080 and encodes 359 amino acids.
AUGAAAUUCUCUACAAUCUCGUUCUCUCUCUUGACUGCUUCGACUCUAGCUUCCCCCCUUCCAAACCCUCUCCUCAAAUCUCUUUCUAAUAAGAAAAAGUAUUUUAUUGGCAUCAAAGACUGUCUUCUUCUUGGGAACUGUCCCUCUAAAACACCCGCUUCCAAAGAUACAGUUGUAGUCACUACCAAUAAUAUCUACACUCAAACUGUCCUCCAAACUGUCCUUCAAACUGAUGUCGUAACUGUCGUCCAAACUGACUUAGCAACAGACCUACAAACACAAAUAGUAACUGCUAUCCAAACUAUUGUAGAAACUGAAGUCGAGAUUGCAACUGAAGUUGUCGAAAUUGCAACGGCUACAGAAGUCCUGAUUGAAACUAAAUCUUCUACUACUCUUGUAUCUACCACAAAACCUUCUACUGAAUCCACCUCUUCGUCUACCUCCACCUUUAUCCCUCCUACAAUAACUACGUCUCAGCCUACUAGAACAAUAACAGUCUAUCUCCCAGCUUCAGAAGCACCUGGUGGAAACGGUGGUAAUGGCGGUAAUGGUGGAUCUGGAGGGUCCGGUGGAUCUGGUGGUGCAGGCGGAGCUGGAGGCAGUGCCGGGUCAUCGAAUAAUCAAAACACAAACAACAACACAAGCAACAGCAGUUCCAACAACCAAAUUAAUAUAUAUGUUAUUCCUGGAGGAUAUCUUUCACCUAGCACUGGGGGGUUAGUUUCAGGGUCUACACCGUUUAAGGGCACGGUUGUGGAUGGUGUUUUAUACGGGAAUACAGGAUCUGGGGGGUCUGGGGGGUCUGGGACUUUAGGGAGUGUGAUUAUUGAUAGGGAUGGGAAACUGCAGGUGAUUAAUAUUAACAAUGUGGGCAAUGGAGAGAACAAAAUAAGUGGGGGGUCAACAACAACACCUCACUGGGAAAUCAAAAAUGGCGAAAUUAUUCCAAACGGACAAUCCGUUAUUGCGUGCCCGGACGGGAGGGGGAGGACCGUGCUGUAUUGCACAUCCGAGUGUCCUUCGGGUGAUAAGGCUCAGUCGGUGACUCUUGUUGCAGACGAGUCGACGGCAUUUUUUUGA